AUGGCUUCUCAGCAGCUAGGGAUGAGCGACGACGAUGGUAGCCCACCACCAGAGGGUAGCAACGAUUUGGGUAUGAACAAGCACGGGAAAGCAGACAGGUCGAGGCGCGUUUGGAAUGUUCGCGAGGAAGAGAUUCUAAUGGCAACAAUGAAGGAGCUGGCAGCCAAUGGCUGGAGGGGAGAUAAUGGAUUCCGAUCAGGAUAUCUUGUGCGUGCUAAGGAGGCAAUCAAGCGUGAAUUCCCGAAUACGGAUAUCUUGCCUCAUCCUCACAUCUAUUCGAAGAUUACAACGUGGAAGAGGAAUUACGGUUCUCUAAAGAUGAUGCUUAACUUCAGUGGCAUUGGGUUCAAUACCGACGACAACUACCGAAUAGACGUUGAUGAUGAGUCGUGGGCACAAUUCAUUAAGAAAGACAACAAUGCACGGUACAUGAGGAACAAGUCUUGGCCACAAUAUGAGGACUGGAAGGAGGUAUUCGGAGUGGAUCGUGCAGAUGGUGAACGCGGUGUAGACGUUGCGGCGUCAGCUGAUAAGCUCUAUGGUCACAAGGAGGUCUCUCCUGAUGAUGCUGGUCCAUCCAACACAAUGACUCUUGAGGAGCUAUUCCCGGAUGAAGUGUACCCCGAUGGUGUUCUCCCCGAGAUGGUGGAUGAGAGCCAAUCGUUUACUGAGUAUGUUGCGCCUGUUACUGGUGCAGGGGCUGAAACAGGGACCGGAGCAUCACCUGCGGCUGGAAAACGUUCGGUUGCCGGUCGAGAAUCCGGCUCUAGAUCUGGAUCGGGGAAGAUGGGGAAUAGGGUACUAAAGAAACAGAAAAUAGAGGAAAAGAUGGAUGGCGUCCUUACUCUCAUGGGCCAGAUACACAAUGACACCAAUGAGCGGCUUAAAGAGAUUUUCGCUAGAAUUGGAUAUGAGUUCGACCUCAGUACCAAAAGGGCCGAAGUGUUUGAUCAAAUGAAAGGUAUUCCGGGUCUAACUAUGAAACAACAGUUCUACAUUUCAAAGAAGCUUGUGAAGGAACCUGAACUACUUGACCUCUUUCGGGGAUUGAACGAGACUUCUCGUGCGGCCUUUGUCUUUGAUCUUUUGGAGACCGAUGGAAUGCUAGGCUGA
Salvia hispanica is the source of this 1113-nucleotide messenger RNA. RefSeq lists its product as uncharacterized. The record is from RefSeq and is a predicted model, not a curated record. NCBI's taxonomy places the organism in Eukaryota, Viridiplantae, Streptophyta, Magnoliopsida, Lamiales, Lamiaceae.